CCCCGCCAUGGCGACCGCAAGGCAAGUGCUCUGUCUCUGUGCUUUCCUCUCCCUGCUGCACGCUCGCGCUGAGCCCAUCCGCUACUCCGUAGCCGAGGAGGGCGAGAGCGGCUCCGUGGUAGCCAACGUGGCGGAGGACGCGGGGCUGUCCCCGGCGCAGCUCUCGGCUCGCGGCGCCCGCCUGCUCUCGGAGGACGGCCGGCAGCACUUUCGCUUAGACCGCGCCAGCGGCCGCCUCGUCGUGGGCGAGAGGCUGGACCGCGAGGAGCUGUGCGGGCAGUCCGCUACCUGCACGCUGCCCUUCGAGCUCCUUCUGUCAAACCCCGUGCAGUUCUUUCGGGUCGAGGUGGCCGUGGAGGACACCAAUGACCACGCGCCCGCUUUCCCGGAGGAAUGGGUCAAUCUUAAGAUACUGGAAACGAGCAACCCGGGGUCGCGUUUUCCUCUGGAGGGUGCUCGGGACCUGGAUGUUGGCAGCAACGGCAUCCAGGCUUACGGCAUUGCUCCCAAGAACGAGUACUUUAGUGUUGACUUUGGGAGUCGGAUUAAGGGCAAAAGGUAUGUGGAACUUGUUUUGGAAAAGCCUCUCGACAGAGAGGAGCAGGCAGAGAUGGAUUUCAGUCUCAUUGCCAUGGAUGGGGGCUCUCCACCCAGGAGUGGGACUACCCAAAUCCACAUUCUCAUUCUGGAUGCAAACGACAACGCUCCCAUCUUCUCGCAGGAGCUGUAUGUUGGGCAGGUUUUGGAAAGUGCCCCAGAGGGCUCUGUGGUUCUCAGAGUAGUGGCAACAGAUCGUGAUGCAGGGGUGAAUGGGGAAAUCUCCUAUCAGUUUAGCCAAGCAGGAGACCAGAGCCACUCGGCAUUCACAAUUGACCCCACAAGCGGUGAAAUUAAACUCACAAAGCCUCUGGACUUUGAGGCAGCAGAGACUCAUGAGCUCAGCGUGCGAGCCACAGAUGGUGGGGAUCUCUCAGCAAUCUGCAAAGUGUUGGUGGAAGUGGUAGAUGUGAAUGACAAUGCACCGGAGCUGGUGGUCAGUUCCUUUAGCAGUCCCCUCCCUGAGAACGCAUUGCCUGGGACGGUAGUCGCCCUCUUUACUGUCAGAGACCGGGAUUCUGGUGCCAAUGGGAAGAUCUCCUGUGCCCUUGAGGACCAGCUGUCAUUCUCCCUACGCCCAACCUAUAAGAAUUACUUUGAGCUGGUGACUAUGAGUGCGCUGGACCGGGAGGAGACAGCACGGUACAUCCUCACAGUCACAGCAGCAGACGCGGGGUCACCUCCUCUCACAACGACCCAGACCUUCACAGUGGACAUCUCCGAUGUCAAUGACAAUGCACCUGUGUUCAACCAGACAUCAUACACCAUGUAUGUGCGUGAGAACAAUGUCCCCACAGUGCUUGUUGGAACCAUAACUGCUACGGAUGCUGACGUGGGGCCCAAUGCCAAAGUGACCUAUUCCCUGUUGCCAGCCCACCCUGCAGGGCAGCCUUCCUGCUCCUGCAUCUCUGUGAACUCUGAGACUGGGGAUGUGUUUGUGCUGCGGCCCCUGGACUAUGAGCAGGUGAGGCAGAUUGAGGUGUCAGUGAGUGCUUCCGAUGCGGGGUCACCUCCUCUCAGAGCCAACGUCACUGUCCGCAUUUCUGUGGUGGAUGAGAAUGACAAUGCCCCACUGGUGCUUUACCCCUCGCAGGACAACAGCCCUCCAUCCAGUGAGUUGGUGCCCAUUUCAGCUGAGGCAGGCUACCUCAUCACCAAAGUGGUGGCUGUUGAUGCUGACUCAGGGCAGAAUUCAUGGCUCUCGUACCACCUGCUGAGGGCCACUGAUCCCGGGCUGUUUGCGGUGAAUGCCCAAAGCGGGGAGGUGCGACUGAGGAGGCCGGUGACAGAGCGAGAUGCCGUGAAGCAGAAUCUCAUUGUGGUUGUGCGAGACAAUGGUAAACCUCCACUGUCAGCCACUGCAGCGCUGAGUGCACUCGUGCUCAGUGACUUCUCAGAUGUGCGGCUAACACACAGCAGCCUGGCCACAGAGGAUGAUGGCAGCUCCCUGACAACCUAUUUAAUUAUUUCUUUGGUCUUCGUCUCGCUUCUCUUCCUUGUGUUCAUAGCAGCCUUCAUCGCUCGCAAGCUGUGCAAGAGAAAGGAGCUGAAGGAUGGGCACGUGCUUUAUGGUGCCAGCAACUUGCAGAGCAGCCUGGCUGAUGCAGCUGCUGCAGGGACCCUGCCCCACACCUAUUGCUAUGAGAUCAGCCUCACGACGGGCUCAGGCAACAGCGAGUUCAAGUUCCUGAAGCCCAUCCUCCCCAGCCUUCCUCCACAGCUGCAUGCCACAGGUGAGGGCACCAACAAUGAACAAGACUUCCCGUGUGGCAUUGUCACUGCAGAGGACAUGGUACCAGACAACCCUGACAUGCUCUCUGCAGAAGAGUUCAAUACUCUGCUCCGCUCCUGCGUGUCGGGCCUCGGCUUUGAGGUGGCCACGCUGUACGCGGCUCGCCUCUGGGAUCUCGCCAGCCGCCUGCUGCCCUGGCCAGAAGCCCGGAUGCUCGUUGUGCAGCGGCGGCCCCGCGGGGCUUUCGGCGAGGUGUGUGCGCAUCCUGCGGCGGGGACCCAACGCGGGCGAGCGGCCGGCUGCUGCGUGUGUGAGCACGGCGGCCGCGCUCCGAGCCGACAGCCGGAGUCAAAGAGACGAACGGCGCACGCCUACCGCCCCGUCGCGCUUCUGCCGGGCGCCGCUUGCCCCAGAGGACUGCGAGCGACCCCCGACACGGAGGCUUCCCUCUGCCCCGCCAUGGCGACCGCAAGGCAAGUGCUCUGUCUCUGUGCUUUCCUCUCCCUGCUGCACGCUCGCGCUGAGCCCAUCCGCUACUCCGUAGCCGAGGAGGGCGAGAGCGGCUCCGUGGUAGCCAACGUGGCGGAGGACGCGGGGCUGUCCCCGGCGCAGCUCUCGGCUCGCGGCGCCCGCCUGCUCUCGGAGGACGGCCGGCAGCACUUUCGCUUAGACCGCGCCAGCGGCCGCCUCGUCGUGGGCGAGCGGCUGGACCGCGAGGAGCUGUGCGGGCAGUCCGCUACCUGCACGCUGCCCUUCGAGCUCCUGCUGUCAAACCCCGUGCAGUUCUUUCGGGUCGAGGUGGCCGUGGAGGACAUCAAUGACCACGCGCCCGCUUUCCCGGAGGAAUGGGUCAAUCUUAAGAUACUGGAAACGAGCAACCCGGGGUCGCGUUUUCCUCUGGAGGGUGCUCGGGACCUGGAUGUUGGCAGCAACGGCAUCCAGGCUUACAACAUUGUUCCUGAGAACAAGUAUUUUACUGUUUCCUAUAGGAGUCGAAUUAAUGAUGACAGAUACGUUGAACUUAUUUUGGAACAGCCACUUGACAGAGAGGAGCAGGCAGAGAUGGAUUUCACUCUCAUUGCUGUGGAUGGGGGCUCUCCACCCAGGAGUGGGACCACCCAAAUCCACAUUGUUGUUCUAGAUGUAAAUGACAAUGCCCCCAUCUUCUCGCAGGAGCUGUAUGUCGGGGAGGUUUUGGAAAAUGCCCCGAAGGGCUCUGUGGUUCUCAGAAUAGUGGCAACUGAUAGUGAUGCAGGAGUUAAUGGGGACAUUUCCUAUCAGUUCAGCCAAGCAGGAGGCCAGAGCCACUCGGCAUUCACAAUUGACCCCACAAGCGGUGAAAUUAAACUCACAAAGCCUCUGGACUUUGAGGCAGCAGAAAAUUAUGAGCUUAGAGUGAGGGCCACAGAUGGCGGGGGCCUUUCAGCAAUCUGCAAAGUGUUGGUGGAGGUGGUGGAUGUGAAUGACAAUGCACCAGAGCUGGUGGUCAGUUCCUUUAGCAGUCCCCUCCCUGAGAACGCAUUGCCUGGGACAGUGGUCGCCCUCUUUACUGUCAGGGACCAGGAUUCUGGUGCCAAUGGGAAGAUCUCCUGUGCCCUUGAGGACCAGCUGUCAUUCUCCCUACGCCCAACCUAUAAGAACUACUUUGAGCUGGUGACCGUGAGUGCGCUGGACCGGGAGGAGACAGCACGGUACAUCCUCACAGUCACAGCAGCAGACGCGGGAUCACCUCCUCUCACAACGACCCAGACCUUCACAGUGGACAUCUCCGAUGUCAAUGACAAUGCACCUGUGUUCAACCAGACAUCAUACACCAUGUAUGUGCGUGAGAACAAUGUCCCCACGGUGCUUGUUGGAACCAUAACUGCUACGGAUGCUGACGUGGGGCCCAAUGCCAAAGUGACCUAUUCCCUGUUGCCAGCCCACCCUGCAGGGCAGCCUUCCUGCUCCUGCAUCUCUGUGAACUCUGAGACUGGGGAUGUGUUUGUGCUGCGGCCUCUGGACUAUGAGCAGGUGAGGCAGAUCGAGGUCUUGGUGAGUGCCUCCGAUGCGGGUUCACCUCCUCUCAGUGCCAAUGUCACCAUCCGCCUUGUUGUAGUGGAUGAGAAUGACAAUGCCCCACUGGUGCUGUACCCCUCGCAGGAGAGCAGCCCUUCAUCCAGUGAGCUGGUGCCCGUUUCGGCUGAGGCAGGCUACCUCAUCACCAAAGUGGUGGCCGUUGAUGCAGACUCAGGGCAGAACUCAUGGCUCUCGUACCACUUGCUGAGAGCCACCGAUCCCGGGCUGUUUGUGGUGGGUGCCCAAAGUGGGGAGGUGCGACUGAGGAGGCUGGUGACAGAGAGAGACGCCAUGAAGCAGAAUCUCAUUGUGGUUGUGCGAGACAAUGGUAAACCUCCACUGUCAGCCACUGCAGCGCUGAGUGCACUCAUGCUCAGUGACUUCUCAGAUGUGCGGCUAACACACAGCAGCCUGGCCACAGAAGAUGACAGCAGCUCCCUGACAACCUAUUUAAUUAUUUCUUUGGUCUUCGUCUCACUCCUCUUCCUCGUGUCCACAGCAGCCUUCAUCACUUGCAAGGUGUGUAAGAGAAAGGAGCUGAAGGAUGGGCACGUGCUUUAUGGUGCCAGCAACUUGCAGAGCAGCCUGGCUGAUGCAACUGCUACAGGGACCCUGCCCCACGCCUAUUGCUAUGAGAUCAGCCUCACGACGGGCUCGGGCAACAGCGAGUUCAAGUUCCUGAAACCCAUCGUCCCCAACCUGCCACCACAGCUCCAUGCCGCAGGUGAGGGCGCCAACAAUGAACAAGACUUCCCGUGUGGCAUUGUCACUGCAGAGGACAUGGUACCAGACAACCCUGACAUGCUCUCUGCAGAAGAGUUCAAUAGUCUUUCCUUUAACUAGCAUGGUGUUGGCACAGACAGGGAUAUUGUGUCUCAUAACAAGAAGGGAUUCCAGCUCGGACAUGUGACAGUGAUACCUUCAGAGUAAAUCUGCACUUGCAAUUGUCAUCAUUAAUUUCCCAGAAAGACUAAGUGAGAAAAAAUAUUCAGUUCUUUUACAACAAAACUAACAAAACCUAUCAAAAGAAACUAAAACUUUUUAAAUCAGGAAAUAGCAUGUUUUAGCUCUGUUGCAGCAUUUUCUGAGAUGCCUUGAGAGUGAGAUUAGUUCCAGGACCCCAGUUAAGUUCUUGUCUCAGUUGCUGGCAGUCAAGACCAUGGACCAGUUCCUUCGUGCUGUAACGCAAUGGCACAGUCGGGCACACAAACUACGACCUCACUUGAAUGCACGGAUCAGGAAAGCAAGGAUGUUGUGAGUACCAUGUAACAAUGUGGUAUGAGUAUGGGGCUCUUUCUCCCCUGGUUUCUGGAUAUGUCUGUCUGAGUCAGGUGUGCUCUCUGUGUUUUUCCUGCUGGUCAUUUUGUCUGUCCGUAAUGGUAGAGUGUCUGCCUCAACUGCUGCUCAAGGACUACACAUGAGAGCAGGCAGUUGCACGUCCCUGGCAGUGUUCAAGGCCAGGUUGGACAGAGCCUUGGACCACGUCGUUUAGGGCAAGGUGUCCCUGCCUAUGGCAGGGGGGUUGGAACUAGAUGAUCUUAAGGUCCUUUCCAAUCCUUACGAUUCUAUGAUUCUAUGAUUCUAUAUCCAGCCAUUGCACAUCAUUGCAGCAAAGCAGAAAGUAAGCUAUUUUCAAAAUUUGAGUAGAGCAAUCUCAUUGUCCUUAAGGGAGAACAGCAAAGCACUUGAGGUUUUCCAUUUGCCCAUAAGGGUUGGUGGGGUGGGCUGUUUCCUUUGGAUUGCCAGGAGAAUACAGCAGCAAAAAUGGUAUUUGAAUAAAAUAUAGUGGACAAGACUAGACUAGAAGUAUCUCAUUUUGAAGAGACCUACAAUGAUCUUCUGCUCCAAAUGCCUGACUACUUCAGGGCUGACCAGAAGUUAAAGCGUGUUUCUAAGGGCAUUGUACAAGUGCCUGUUAAACACUGACAGGCUUGGGGCAUCGACCCCAGCUCUAGGAAGCCUGUUCCAGUGUUUGGCCACCCUUUCAGGAAAUAAAUGGUUCCCAGUAUCAAGUCUAAUCCUCCACUGGUGUGACUUUGAACGUUAUCCACUCAUCCUACCACUGGAUAUGAGGGAGAAUAGCUCAGUGCCUCCUUCUCCACUUCCCGUCCUUAGGAAGCUGACCCUCACAUGCUGCUUCAAUUGUGGCACUCAGCACAGAGUACUCAAGGUGGGGCCACACCAAUGCUGAAUGCAUGGGGAUAAUCAAGUCUUGUGAGUGGCUGGUUGUGCUGUGUUUGAAGCCCACAGGAUGAGGUUUGUCCUCUUGGCUGCCAGAGCACACUGUUGGCUCCUACUGAGCCUACUGCCCACCAGUACCCCCAGCAGCUCCCUUUCUGCAGGGCUGCCCUCCAGCCUCUGCUUGCCCAAUUUUCACUAAAAUCCAGAAAAACUACAGUGACAAGCUUCCCUUCAUCAAGGAGGCAGGUGACCUUAGCACCAAGUACGAUCUUCAUACGUUUUCCAGGAGCUGAGGUGAGAGCAACAGGUCUGUAGUUGCCUGUGUCUUUCCUCAUGUCAUUCCUUCUUGCAGACUGAAAGAACAUUGGCUAGCUGCUAGUCAGAAAACUCAGGGGACCUGUCCUCUGUCUCAGGGGACUGGGCAGCCCUGGAGGCUAACAAUUAAAUUAAAACUUGAGGCAAGAAAAGCACUGAAUGGUUUCCCUCCUCCUUAGUUCCUGUUACUCAGGGAGGGACCACCUUCCACAAGGACCAGCCUAAUGUUUUCUUGCAAACUCCUUUUGCUACAAACAUACUUAAAAAGCCAUUCUUGUUGUCUGACACAACACUGGCCAGUUCAACUCUCAUUGAAUUUUGGUCUCUCGUAUCAUCUCCGUGCAUAUAUGAACCACAGCUCUCCAAGCUUCCUGCAAAGCCUGGCCUUGCUUCCAGAGAUCAUAUAAUUUCUUUUUCUCUGGAGCUCUAUGAGGAUUUCCCUGUUUGGCCAAUCUGGUUUUCUGCCCAGUGUGCUUGACUUUUGGCAGAGUGGAAUUGUCUGAUGAUAAGUGUACGGAGUAGUGAGAACAUGUUCUUCAUCCUUGGGUAGAAUGUAGGGAAACUCCGCAACCUGCUUCGAUGGACUUUUUCUGAAGGUAUAAUUGAGAUGAAAUCAGAAAAGGACCUUCGAUUUGGCCUUGUCAUUGUUGUUUCUGAAUCUGGAGCAUUCUUGAUGGGAGUGGAAAGAUGUCCUGCUAUGAUUUUCUGUGUUUAUCUUUGAGCAUUUGAGUUCUCCUUUUUGUCUUUUCUCCUUCUACUCUGUGAUUUGUAUUUGAGCAUUAUCUUGCCUCUUCCUCUUAAGAAGGACGUUCACCCCACAUAUAAUAGCAGAUUCCUUGAAUGAAGGCAGUGUGGCAUGGGAUAUUUGGAAACCCUCACACUGUAUUGUGCUGCAGUUAUAAACUGUGCUGUUGUAACGACGGAGACCCUUGUGUGUAAAAGCAGAAUAAAGAGAACACCCGAAUGCUUUGUGCAGA
Molecule: messenger RNA, 7860 nt
Organism: Strigops habroptila (Kakapo)
Lineage: Eukaryota; Metazoa; Chordata; Aves; Psittaciformes; Psittacidae
Exons: 3
Coding region: 8-5230 (1740 amino acids)
Biological process (GO): homophilic cell-cell adhesion
Cellular component (GO): plasma membrane
Molecular function (GO): calcium ion binding
Source: RefSeq, a predicted model, not a curated record